AUGCGCGUUCACCGCGGAGUAAGGGACGUGAAGCGCGAUGGUGACGACCGGAGGGACUUUGUGCGGUAUGACGACGAGGAAAAUGUUGGCAGCCGCCCUCACUCCUCACCCAUAGCGCAGUGGGCGGACUGGAGUCAACAGUUUUUUUCGAGUCUCACUGCGAGCACCUGCCGCGAUUCUUCUGUAUCCUCAGAGGUGACAGAACCACGCGCGAAACUGGCGGUUACAGAACGUGAAUUAGUGCGCACCAGAGAGUUGCUACUGCAAUAUAAGCAGUAUGUGGAGAAGCGAUUGCUGCGGCAAAUUCAGAAACUGGAGGAGGAAUGUGCCCAACGCGGUAAGUUUUGCGAACGUCUGAAGCGCGACAAUGCGUUGCUUUUGGAAGAGAUGGAUCGGUAUCGUGUGUCAGGGGCAUCGACGGCGGGGACUUAUUGUUCCAAUGGAUUGAAGCGUCAACACCACCCAUCACCUCCGGGGAAUGCGCAUCAAGCUUCAUUGUUUUCUUAUCCCACACCACUUUCCCCACCACUGCCGUUGCCAGAGCGUGAGGACUCAACAAAAGGUGUGCUAGAAAUGCUUCGAAGUCGUGAGUCAACACUCCUCAAGCAGCUUCAUGAGGAACGGACUGAACGUGAGCGGCUGGAGUUGGAACAUGCUGAGGCGAUGCGGAGUUUGCAGGAAAAAGUGGCAGAGCUUGAGGAGAAGAGGCGUGUGGGUAUUGAUGCGACCACCAUUCAGAAUCUCCGUGAGGUCCUUGCACGACGGGACGACGAAAUCCGUCAGCUACGGAAGUUGCAUGGCUUUUCCAUCGUGGAACCGCUUGAGGAAGAUGAAUCUCAGGGCAUAGAAGACGGUGCUGUGGCGGAAUUGAAGCAGGCGGCGAGAGAUGCGCUUGAGUUUGUGGCUGCAAUAAACGCAACGGCCACGAAUAAAAUUGAAACACAUACACUUCCAUUAGCAUCCGAAAAGGGCAUCCAUUUCAAGGAUGUGGAGGAGUUGUGGAAGGAGACCAUCUGCGCCAUCGCGUCUUUUUCGGAUGGCACAUCCAAUUUAUCGCAUCAGCCAUUGGUUUUGCAGGCUGUUACAAAGUCGGUGCGUUGUGCCAUGGAGGCAGAACAUAACCAAAUGGCCCUUUUUUUGCGGCAACUAUUUUAUGAAAUUGAAGAGAUGCACAAAUUUAUUGAGCGAGAGCGGCGUGAGCGGGAUUUGGAGCGGCAGGUGGCUGCACAUCGUCUGUGCGAGGUGGAAGAAGAGAGCACGGCGUUGGUGCAGCGGUUACAGCGGGAGCUUAGCGAGGCGGCGCAACGCGCCUCAUCGUGGGUGGCACUAGAAGAGCCGGUUGUGCGGCAAAGGAGGGAAAAAAGCUUACCAACAAGCGGCAUGCAGAGGUGUGAUGUGGCCACACAAACAAUGCCGUCCGUUCAACUGUCAGGUUUGCUAACCGGUGGGAUGAGUAGCUUUCCUGUGCCCCAAAACGGUGCGUACAAACCACUUUCAGAUGAUUUGGGGCACCUCCUGCAUGAAAUGGAGGCUCUUGAGAGGGACAACAAUGAGAAGUCCGCACUUAUCGCCAAACUGAGACAGCAGCGAGAGCGUUUUUUGGGUAGCGUGGAUGCGGAACUUGCACUGAGUUUUCCUGAAAGAACGGCUUUGGCAACCUCCUUCCCUCAGUACUUGCUUGAGUGA
Molecule: messenger RNA, 1686 nt
Organism: Trypanosoma cruzi
Lineage: Eukaryota; Euglenozoa; Kinetoplastea; Trypanosomatida; Trypanosomatidae
Exons: 1
Coding region: 1-1686 (561 amino acids)
Source: RefSeq, a predicted model, not a curated record